Messenger RNA from Papaver somniferum (opium poppy), 2413 nucleotides. RefSeq names its product aminopeptidase P1-like. Bases 187 to 2145 code for a protein of 652 amino acids. Lineage: Eukaryota; Viridiplantae; Streptophyta; Magnoliopsida; Ranunculales; Papaveraceae. Gene Ontology annotation, molecular function: metalloaminopeptidase activity. The transcript has 16 exons. The record is from RefSeq and is a predicted model, not a curated record.
AGGAUUCCGAUAGAACUGUACUCCGAAUAAAACGACGAAAAAAUAUUUUUAAAUUACUUAACUAAUCCAUCUUCUUAGUACUAUAACCUCAUUAUCCAUUCUCUUUUAUUUUGGUCUUCAAUACUUUUAGUAUAUUAUCAGUCUUUUUCCUACGAAUUUGGUAGAAACAAAGAGUUCUGAGGAAUAAUGGGAGAUCCUUUAGAUGGAUUAAGGUCUUUAAUGGCUUCACAUAACCCUCCUCUUCAUGCUAUGAUAGUACCUUCUGAAGAUUAUCAUCAGAGUGAAUAUGUUUCUGCCAGGGAUAAAAGGCGCGAAUUUGUUUCUGGGUUCUCUGGAAGUGCCGGUUUGGCCCUUGUGACAAAGGAUGAUGCACGAUUAUGGACUGAUGGACGGUACUUCUUGCAAGCAACACAACAGCUGAGUGAUCGAUGGAAGCUCAUGCGUAUUGGAGAAGAUCCAGCUGUCGAGACAUGGUUAGCUGAUAAUCUGCCAAACUAUGCCACUGUUGGGGUAGACCCAUGGUGUGUGUCAGUAGAUACUGCACAAAGAUGGGAGAAUGCUUUUGCUAAAAAACAACUAAAACUAGUUCAGCUGGGAACAAACUUGGUAGACGAAGUAUGGGAAAACCGCCCACCUCCAGAAGUUAAUCCUGUUAUCGUACAACCUCUAGAAUUUGCAGGUCGUUCUGUUGCUGAAAAAUUGAAAGACCUGCGAGAAAAGCUCCUGAAGGAAAAAGCUCGUGGUAUCAUUUUCACAACAUUGGAUGAGGUAGCUUGGCUGUAUAAUGUUCGAGGAAGUGAUGUUUCCUACUGUCCCGUUGUUCAUGCAUUUGCGAUAGUAACAACAGUUUCAGCUUUCUUUUACGUGGACAAAAAGAAGAUUUCUACUGAGGUGCACUCCCAUAUGGAAAAGAAUGGAAUACAAGUCUGUGAUUAUGAUUCAGUAAGCUCAGAUGUGGCCUUGCUUGCAUCUGGUCAGCUCAAUUCUGCAAUCAAGGGAUCUCAGACUGAGGCCUUAAACGAUCAGGAAAUCAGUUCUUCUCGUAAUGGUGAGAAUGGAGCCAAAGAAACUAAUCCCGACCUCAUAUGGCUUGACUCUGGUUCAUGCUGCUAUGCCUUGUACUCAAAACUGAACUCUCGCCAGGUUCUUCUCCAACAGUCACCUUUAGCCCUUCCGAAAGCCGUCAAGAACCCUGUGGAGUUGGAUGGCUUACGCAAGGCACAUAUUCGAGAUGGUGCAGCUGUCGUGCAAUACCUUGUCUGGCUGGAUAAGCAGAUGCAAUCUAAUUACGGAGCUUCUGGUUAUUUCAUAGAAUCAGAAAAAACUAACAAAAGAAAGCAUCCGGAGUCCAUAAAACUAACAGAAGUGUCAGCGAGUGACAAGCUAGAGAGCUUUCGUGCAUCGAAAGAGCAUUUCAAAGGCCUAAGCUUUCCUACUAUUUCGUCUGUUGGUCCGAAUGCGGCAAUUAUUCAUUAUCAACCACAGGCUGAUACAUGUGCUGAGCUUGAUGCUGAUAAGAUUUAUCUAUUUGAUUCUGGAGCACAGUAUCAAGAUGGAACAACUGAUAUUACUCGGACUGUUCAUUUUGGCAAGCCUUCGGCACAUGAGAAAGCAUGCUAUACUGCGGUUCUCAAAGGUCAUAUUGCUUUGGACACUGCCAGAUUUCCAAACGGGACAAACGGGCAUGCUCUUGACAUUCUUGCUCGAGUUCCUUUGUGGAAGAAUGGUCUUGACUACCGACAUGGAACUGGUCACGGGAUUGGGUCAUACUUGAAUGUUCAUGAAGGACCUCACUUGAUUAGUUUCAGACCGCAAGCUCGAAAUGUGCCAUUACAGGCUUCUAUGACUGUAACAGAUGAACCUGGUUAUUACGAGGAUGGGAACUUUGGUAUAAGAUUGGAGAAUGUGCUUAUAGUGAAUGAUGCUGACACAAAAUUCAAUUUUGGCGACAAGGGUUACUUAUCAUUUGAGCACAUAACAUGGGCACCAUAUCAGAUAAAAAUGAUGGACACGAGCAUGUUAGUACCAGAUGAGAUAGAAUGGGUCAACACGUACCAUUCCAAAUGUAGAGAAAUUCUAGCACCAUUUUUGGACGAAUCAGAGAUGACAUGGUUGAAGAAUGCUACUGAACCUAUAAGUGUUUAAGCAUCUAAUCUUUAGCAACCCCUCAAGUGAUGCUUAAGGAACAUCCAGCCACCCGAAGGCAUUUUUAAACUAAAGGAGAGGUACAAAUCCAAUCCUUCCUGGGAUUCUCUGCCUUGAGCUGAAUGUUAGUUUUGAAGAUUUCUUAGUCUUGUCUUGGUGCAAGUUGGAUUUGUUGAUUUAUACUCGAGAUAACUGAGCGUAUCUGGUUGUUAACUUUGUCAUUUUUAUAAGAAACAUCUCAAUUUUUAACCUGUUAUGGUUUCUGCUU